AUGGCCAUCCAAGGUACUAUGACUACCAUGGUCAAGCAUAAACGCGCAUCUGCCCCCAAAAGCCGUAAUGGCUGCAUCACAUGGAUCCGACAUCUGAAAUGUGACGAGGCGAAACCGAUAUGUAAUCGCUGCUGCGAGGACAAGAUUAAAUGCGACGGCUACGCGAUGCCUAAACCCAAAGCUCCCCGGCGAAAGCACCGAAAGAAGGUUGCACCAUCGAUCGCUGAUACUAUGUCUCUAUGCUUGACCAUUGACGACAUUCCCUCAUUGACGACUUCAGAGCGCAUGUACUUCCAACACUUCCUGCAGUUCACGACCACACAACUAUCGCUCUCUUCCCGCUCGACCAAUUUUUGGGUUCGAUACGCUCUACCCAUAGGUUACCAGUUCGAGUCCAUCCGAUACAGUAUGAUUGCAGUUGGCGCCUCGCAUCGCCUAUUCAUGGCGAAAUCACUUGGCCACUCAGACCAGGAUGGAUUGAAGAGCUUCGCAACGCACCAGUACAACAAGGCUAUUGCGACUAUUGUACCUUCCAUGACAGCGUCCCAAGACAUGCACAUCAUCAUGAUCUGCUGUCUUCUUUUCAUCUCUUUCGAAGGCCUCACUGGUCGUUACGAUGAGCUGCUGCAACAUCUCAGUGCGGGGAUCUCGCUGUUCCGCUCAGAGUUGCCGUCGUCAAUAGAUGAGGAACGAGCGAUGACCACAAAACUUGCCGAGAUGUUUUGUCGACUCGGUGUUGAAUCAUCCAACUUUAUGGAAAGGGGUCCGAGUGUCUCAGGUAUGGAGAAGUGGUAUCGCUCUGGUAAAAGUCAAGACUUGCAAUCACCGAAGCCAUUUAGCAACCUCGACGAGGCCUCUUCUGCACUACGGCAAUUGGAUGUAUUCUUUGACGAAAAGCCUUGGCACUAUGAAGGAAGCGAUGAUCCAGAUAAAGCCAGUCUUGUGAAGGAAGCGACUAAAAAGCUUCAAGAUGCUCUUGAUCAAUGGACCUCUCGUCUCGAUGCCCUUUACGACCUCAGAAACGAGGACAUUGCAAUAGAAGGGGAACAGCAGUACCGUAACCUCCGUCUGCGGCAGAAAUAUUGGCAAAUGUCAAUAGAUUCAUACUCCUCAGAUGAGGCGGCAGCAAGACCGGAGACCUUUGAUUCUUUUCUGGCGGCAGCCAAAGAAGUAGCAGCGCCUCUCAUAGCUCUCAAACAACCGACAUUUUCGCUCGAUGGCGAUCUGAUCUCCGGUCUCGCCUUUGUCGCAUCGACUACAGAAGAUGAUGAAACGAAAGUUCAAGCUCUAGAUCUGCUUUGGCGAUUGAAUCGUCGGGAAGGCCUUUUGGAUAGUCGCGAUAUUGUUGAGAUGCAUGAGCUUGCAAGAGCGCUUGAAACGCGUACGGAAGAGGUUGAGUUUGAUGAGGCUUGGAGGCCUACGGCGGCGGCUGGGAUACCAACGAUUAUCGAGAGGUUACGGAAAAGUCUAGGGCAAUUGAAUAUUGGGUAAAGUAACAGUAGACAUGGUGUUUCCAGCAAAAGUGAAGGCUUUACUCGGAAAGGUUGCAGACGUUUUCCCAAGUACCGGUGCGGACUCUGACACCAAUCCUUGACAACAAACCUGCUUUUUAAUAAUUUCUACUGUUUAACGCAAUGCAUGCUCUCUGUUUCGACUUUGCAAGAACCGGA
Messenger RNA from Fusarium verticillioides 7600, 1670 nucleotides. RefSeq lists its product as hypothetical. Lineage: Eukaryota; Fungi; Ascomycota; Sordariomycetes; Hypocreales; Nectriaceae. The transcript has 2 exons. Bases 1 to 1491 code for a protein of 496 amino acids. Gene Ontology annotation, molecular function: DNA-binding transcription factor activity, RNA polymerase II-specific; zinc ion binding. The record is from RefSeq and is a predicted model, not a curated record. Gene Ontology annotation, biological process: regulation of DNA-templated transcription.